CUCGCCUAGUAGGCCAUGGAAGUCUUUUAAGUCGAGCAACAUUUAAAUGGUUAGUUCCCGCAGGUCUUCCAGUCUCCAAAUUCCAAGUCAACAGGGGUGUUAAUAUAUUGCAAACAAAGAAUUCUGAACCUCUACAAUUCAUCACUCUUGUUCUGAAUUAGAGGAGCAGUAAAUCUUCUUAUUCUUCUUCCUUUGCGGCGCUUUCUUCUUGUUGAUCAGUUGGGAAUUUUCGGAUGGCUCCGGUGGCUUUGUUUAUUCUCUCCGUUCUUGCUCACCUUGUGGUUCUGCACUCAGCUGAAUAUUCAGAAGCGGAACCCUCCAAACAUUGUCCAGCCCACUUCUGCAGUGACAUAGUAGGCAACAUCAGCUUCCCCUUCAAAAGCCCGGGAGAUCCUCCUGAAUGCGGAUUGUUCACAGUUGACUGUUCAGAACCCGACCGGCCAAAAAUCCAAUUGAAAGAGGGAGGGUACUGGCAUGAAUUCCAAGGCUCUUUAUUUUCACCUUCGAUUUCUAUCAAAGACACAGACCUUGCCGACCGCUUAGAAAAGGAUCCCUGCAACGACGGAGUUUUCGACGACUUGAGUCUUCCCAGCGCUUCUUCAAUCCCUGACGUAGAAUUAUUCACACACUAUCUGACCCUUUUCAAAUGCAACACCACCAUAAACCAAAAAAUUUAUACAUUCAAGUUGCAGGACAUAAGCAGUUGAAAUUGAAGCUCGGACUAGUUGGUGCAGCUUCUGUCAUCGUCGUUCUAGUUGUUGUCUGCUGUUUCUUUUGGAAGAAGCGUAUCCAAAAACAUCAAAUUGUUGAGGCCUUUCUAAGGAGCUAUGGGCCGCUUCAAGUUCAAAGGCAUAGCUAUUCGGAGGUCAAGAAAAUGACCAACUUCUUCAAAGAAAAAUUAGGACAAGGAGGCUAUGGUGCUGUUUACAAGGGGAAGUUAAAGGACGGCCGUCUUGUAGCAGUGAAGGUCUUGACCAAACUGAAAGGAGAUGGAGAAGAAUUUAUGAAUGAAGUGGCAUCCAUUAGUAGAACUUCCCAUGUCAACAUUGUCUCCUUGUUGGGCUACUGUUUUGAGGGUUCGAAGAGAGCUCUGAUCUAUGAAUUCAUGCCUAAUGGAUCGCUCGAGAAGUUCAUAUUUGAUGCAAGUACUCCCAAGAAUGAUCAUCAUAACUUGGGAUGGGAAACUCUGGACCAAAUUUCACUGGGUAUUGCUCGAGGAUUGGAGUACUUACAUCGUGGUUGCAACACACGAAUUUUGCAUUUUGACAUCAAGCCGCACAACAUUCUUCUAAGCGAAAAGUUCACCCCAAAAAUCUCGGAUUUUGGCCUUGCCAAAAUAUGCAACAGGAACGAGAGCAUUGUGUCGAUGUUGGGAGCUAGAGGUACAACAGGUUACAUUGCUCCAGAAGUAUGUUCUAGAAACUUUGGAAAGGUCUCGCACAAGUCUGAUGUGUACAGCUAUGGAAUGAUGCUUUCAGAGAUGGUUGGAGGAAGAAGGAACAUCGACACUGAAGCUGAAAAUACAAGUGAAAUAUAUUUUCCGCAUUGGAUUUACCAACGUCUUGAACGGGACGAGGAGCUUGGUCUGCAGAGAGUUACGAACGAUGAAGACAAAGUAAGAGCGAGGAAGAUGAUCAUAGUGAGCUUGUGGUGCAUACAAACUGAUCCUUCAAACCGGCCAGCGAUGAAGGAAGUGAUAGAUAUGUUGGAAGGGAGUGUUGAUUCGUUGCAGAUACCACCCAAGCCUUACUUGUCUUCUCCUCCAAAAUCCUCGGCAGAUUCCUCUACUACAUUGGUAUCAAUACAGUAGAAACCUGUAUUUUACUUGAUUGAAUCUAUGCUUUCUGAGGCAAUCUAAAUAAUGAAGUAUGCAUUUUAUUUU
Molecule: messenger RNA, 1882 nt
Organism: Pyrus x bretschneideri (Chinese white pear)
Lineage: Eukaryota; Viridiplantae; Streptophyta; Magnoliopsida; Rosales; Rosaceae
Product: rust resistance kinase Lr10-like
Exons: 3
Coding region: 647-1810 (387 amino acids)
Biological process (GO): protein phosphorylation
Molecular function (GO): ATP binding; protein kinase activity
Source: RefSeq, a predicted model, not a curated record